Molecule: messenger RNA, 2188 nt
Organism: Lates calcarifer (barramundi perch)
Lineage: Eukaryota; Metazoa; Chordata; Actinopteri; Centropomidae
Gene: ankrd63
Product: inversin-A
Exons: 1
Coding region: 150-1754 (534 amino acids)
Molecular function (GO): protein binding
Source: RefSeq, a predicted model, not a curated record
CAGCUCCUCUCUGAGUCUUACUCUGAGGUAAAUGCACUCGCUGUCAAUACAGACAGCCUCAGAGAACUUGCUGCACACUUUCUCUCCCUCCUUGUCACCUUCUUUCACAGCUCGCUCAAAGGCUUGGCUCCACAAGUAGCUGCUCAAUAAUGAUGCGACCGAAAGAUUUGCGCCAGGGCUCUGGCACUAAGACCUUCCUAGACGCCAUGCAUGGUGGUAAAGUUCACCUUGCACGCUUCAUACUGGACGCCUUGGACGGACGCAUUAUCAACUCAAAGACUGAAAACAGCCGCACCCCGCUCAUGUAUGCCGUCUGCCUGCAAGACCCCGGGACCAGGGCCAAGUUCACCCGGCUACUGCUGGAGAAAGGGGCUGAUGUCAACUGCCAGGAUGAGGAUGGUCGCACAGCCCUGAGCCAUGCCUGUGAGAUGGGUCACCUGGAUGUUGUGAAGCUCCUGGUGCAGUUCAACGCAGACCCGGACAUCUCUGACACCUGGGGUAACAGCUCUCUCAUGUAUGCUGCCUUCUCUGGGCACAGUCAGGUUCUGGAGUUCCUGGUCCGAGCUUUCAAAAGACUGGGGCUGAGGCUGGACAGAACCAAUAAUGCUGGUCACUCUGCCAUUGAGGUGGCCAACUUCUUCGGACACAACCAGUGUGUCCAGAUUCUGAACUUCCCUUGCAGGAGAGGUGUUGGUGCAGACGAUCUGCCCGCUGAUGUGGGUACCAUUGGUGAAGGAGAGUACCGGCUCCCCAACAGGCUCCCUAGGCAUGUUCUGGAGAGGUUCUCCAAGCAGUUGAAUGAAGACCAUCUGCCCGGGGUAUUUCAGAGACAGCUGAAAAUCGGAGAUGGCAGCGGGUUGUGGAACCGCUUCAAGUGUCCCAGGAGCCAGUCUCAAGAGGACAACCAUCGCCACAGCUGGGCACUGCCUCCUCAGCUAGAGAAAAGCCAAACUGAGGGUGAUCAUAGCGUUUUCUUUACUGCCAAACAACUACAAAACUGCCAGCUCAGAGAGCUAAGAGGGGCUAAAACACUGAACUCUCUUCCGGAGCCAAGCCAGAAAGAUGUCAGCCAAGACAAUGGACUCUCAGAGCAAACACCAGUGACUUUUCCUCUCUGGGGAAAAGCAAAGUCAUUUAACCUGGACCUUCUGAGCAGCAGAAAGCAGUCCUAUCAGGGUGAUGUGCGAGACAUAAGCCUGUCAGCCAGCAAAUUAAAGAGAGCCUCGCUACAGGAUGAGAGAUGUCUGAUAGACAAGAUGGAAUGUCAAGGAAACACCCGGGGCCUGACAAACGAUGCUGACAAAACUCUCUCAGUGCCAAAACCUCUUUUAAGCGGCAAGAGUCAGCCCGUGAGAGCACUUGAGGAGAAUGUCAAAUCACAGAAAGAAGAGGCUAAUGACAUGGCUUCAGGCAGGAGAGAGCAGCAGAAGAGGGGAAGCUUCGGCCUGACAAGCAGAAACAACAAGCUACUGUUUGCCAGAGGUGAGAUGGAGUCAGGGAAGCUCCCCGGUCGCACCCCGGGGUUCAUCGGCCUGGGGACCAGACUGUUGCGUCGCUUCACGGCACCAGAAUUCAUGAGGAUGGUGAUAGACUGCUCGUCAGGCUCCUCGAACGGCAGAGGGCGGAUGUCCCGCUCAGAGACCUUCCCUCUCUCACACACGCACCAGCAGGUCAACAGCCAGCCGAGCGUUGACAGCAUCAGUGGAGUGAAGUGUGAAUUUGAAAGCUGCUCGUCUCAGUCCACCCUUGAUUAGAACAAGGACAGUGUCAAGCAACAGAGAUGGCAGAGAAAUUUUUACAACACUUAUUAUUCUGACAAUGAAGCUUGGUUGCUUGGUGAUAUAUUCUAUUUACUGAGACACAUAAUUAGUCUUUGCUAAUGUUGCAGUUUAUUAAUUUUUUCAGUGUUUAUUAUUGAAAAAAACAUCAGUUUAAAGCUUCAGUUGCAUACAGCUGCAUACAAUUUUGCUAUUCUAUAUUUGAAAUAAUUUAUAAAAUAAUAUCAGUCUGUGAGCUACUAAAAUAAUUAUUUUGUUUCACAUAUAAGAUUUAUAUUGUAUGGGAUUAAAUGUAUUUGAUAUUGCUUCUGUGUUUAUAAGAAAUAUUGUAUGUAUUUUGCUUAAAGAUAUUCAGUGACUGUGCACUGUAUGAUUCCUGCUGAAUACCUAAUAAAUCCUUUCAAACACCA